Molecule: messenger RNA, 2345 nt
Organism: Daldinia decipiens
Lineage: Eukaryota; Fungi; Ascomycota; Sordariomycetes; Xylariales; Hypoxylaceae
Product: seryl-tRNA synthetase
Exons: 1
Coding region: 138-1799 (553 amino acids)
Biological process (GO): mitochondrial seryl-tRNA aminoacylation
Cellular component (GO): mitochondrion
Molecular function (GO): tRNA binding; serine-tRNA ligase activity; ATP binding
Source: RefSeq, a predicted model, not a curated record
AAAUGCGGGGAGCUAAAGCUACUCUAAAAAAAGAUUCGCAAAUCGAACGACGCUUCAACUUUCCCCCUUCAACUUUUAAUUUUUAAACAAAGAUAUUGCUCAAUGUGAGAAAACAACUAUUGUGUAGCUCCGUAGCCAUGAUCAAGGCACAGAGAACACCAUUUGUAUGCCUCCAAUGCCGGUUAGUUGGACCCAGGACAAGACAGCGCCUCCUACGAGGUUCUGCGACGGCACGUCUAUUCUCUAGUUCUACCUUUCGAUAUAAAUCUAGCACCAACCCUGCUAGUAUAAAUCCCGGUUCCGAUGACAUACCCAUCUUGUCCCGACCUCCAACGGCCCCUAAGGCUAACAUAGAUAUCAAACAUAUCCGGCAGAAUGCGGCCCUGUACGAACAAACAUGUCUUGAAAGAAAUUACAAGACCCAAAGCGCAUAUCCCUCCCGCAUCAUCGACUUAUUUGCGCAAUGGCAAACCCGACAGAGAGAUAGCCGUAGCAUGCGUGAGAGGGGCAAUGUCUUGCGUCGACAAAUCGCAAAUCCUGCUACUAUACAGCAUGAGGACGAUGAGACCGAGACCGGAUCGGGAGAGGCGAAGCCGACUGCUACUACCACAGGAGAGGACAUCAAAACCUUGUCAAAAGAAGAACUUAUCGAAGAGGCCCGAAUUAUUAAGAACAAGCUAUCGUCUAUCGAAGAGGAUGAAGCCCGUCUCGAGGCGCAAAUGACAGAGCUCGCGCUCGCCAUUCCCAACUUAACUAGCCCGGAAACGCCGCGUGGAGACGAGCCCCGCGUUCUUAGUUACAUCAAUGAGCAGCCGGAGACAGAAGUCUCCUCGUCGGAUCGUGUAUGGCGAUCCCAUGUGCACAUCGGGUCCGAAUUAGGCCUACUUGAUUUUACCGGCGCGGCGACGACGUCUGGCUGGGGAUGGUACUACUUAAUAGAUGAAGGCGCUCAGUUAGAACAGGCGCUUAUCAGCUACGCGCUUGCUGUCGUGACCAAGGAAGGCUCUGGCUGGCGCCAGGUAGCACCGCCAAGCAUCGUAUACAGCCACAUCGCUGCAGCCUGUGGGUUCCAGCCGCGCGACCAGAACGGCGAGCAACAGGUUUACACCUUGGCCCAGUCCGCUGCCGAUGCCCAGCGAGGGAAACCUGAACUCUGUCUAGCGGGUACUGCCGAGAUCCCACUCGCCGGCAUGAAAGCCGACACACUUCUAGAAGAAGCUGAUCUACCUAUAAAAUAUAUCGGUGUGUCGCGAUGCUACCGCGCAGAAGCGGGCGCCCGUGGCGUCGACACCAAGGGUCUGUAUCGCGUGCACGAGUUCACCAAGGUGGAGAUGUUCGCAUGGACGCCGCCCGACUCGGACGCCACCGCCGAGGUAUUCGACGAGAUGCUCGACUUACAAACCGAGAUCCUUCUGGGACUAGGCCUAUCGUGUCGUGUGCUUGAAAUGCCAUCAACCGACCUCGGCGCAUCCGCCACCCGUAAGUGCGACAUCGAGGCUUUCUUCCCGAGCCGCCGCGGCCCGGGCCGUGACGGCUGGGGUGAGGUCACAAGUGCUAGCAUUUGCACUGAUUACCAAACCCGCCGAUUAGCUACGCGACUGCGCGGCACGGCAGGUACCGGUGGCAAAUUAACAUAUCCUUGGACCGUCAACGGCACUGCGCUUGCUGUUCCCCGCGUCCUAGCCGCGCUGCUAGAGAACGGAUGGGACGAGGCUGAGAUGACAGUUGAUAUUCCCGAAUGUCUUCGGCCGUGGAUGGAUGGAAGAGAGAAGAUUUGGUUGAAACAUCGUCGUAACUAAAAAAGGGGGGGGGCGGGGGCUAUUAGGAGAGUCUAUUUCUAUUUCCAUGUGGAUGCCGAGUCGAUAGGAUUUUCCGAAGAAACAACCUUAAUUACAUUGUCUUUAACUUUGUGAAUAAGUCCUACGAAUUCGAACGUUAAAAGGAGUAAACAGACUAGGUUAUGCUUUUUGUACUAUUAUCUAUCUACCUAUCUAUGUACAGCAUUUAUACCAAUUAUCCCCUAUACGCCAUCGGGCAGUAAAUAACAGGACACGAGCGCGGCGUGGAUAUUAUUAUUAUUAUAUCCCAAUUUACGUCUUUUAUUUACAAGAUGGGGAGAAAGACGAAGGUCACUUGUUAGGAGUGGUUUGCGUAUAAAUGUCUCGUCAUUAUCAUGGAUAUAUGUAACAACACUACACUACAAAAGUUCCCACCACAUCCGCUCUCUCUCGUUCGUAUAACACACGACUGCCGCCACUAUUGCUACUCGUGAUGACCAAUAAAUAGGGUAUGCACCUAAAGCAGGUAACCUAGUUAAUAGUAUACCGAGCCAGUCAAGCAGACCC